This is a messenger RNA of Pollicipes pollicipes, 538 nucleotides long. RefSeq names its product maestro heat-like repeat-containing protein family member 1. Gene Ontology annotation, molecular function: protein binding. The record is from RefSeq and is a predicted model, not a curated record. Lineage: Eukaryota; Metazoa; Arthropoda; Thecostraca; Pollicipedomorpha; Pollicipedidae. The coding region runs from base 9 to 335 and encodes 108 amino acids. The transcript is spliced from 3 exons.
CAAUCGCCAUGUUCCAGAAGCACCUGAUCGAUGAGGGCAAACUGCAGUACGCCAACUUCGUCAGUGAUCUCUCCAAACUGAUGGUGCAGGAGCUGGAGCCCAAGCUGCACAUGUACAUUAUGAGUCUGCUGGCGCACUUCCGGUCUGGAUGGACGGAGCUGAAGGGCACUGCGGCGCUGUUGGUCGCGUUCCUGCUCUGCAACCUGCCGACCGAGCACCGCCAGAAUGUGAAGGUGCAGCCCGUCUGCUCGGGCCUCAAGAAGCUGCUGCAAGACCCCGACUGGCACGUGCGCUCGCAGGCGGCCAAGGCCAUCUCCCUACUGCACGACUACUGAGGCCGCCCGGCGUCCGCCGCCGGGGCUGGUGGUGCAGGACGGCGCUGGUGCACGGCAGCGCAGACGGCUCCGCCGCGCUCGCGUGCUGCACGGCCUGGCAGCCGUGGCAGCACCACCGCCUCCUGGUGGCGGGCUGGUUCGCUCGGCUUCGCGAUCGGCGCGCUGCGCGAAUGGUAGCGGGCUGGCGGCGGGCGGUGAGCCGC